UUGAUAUCAUCACUUACACCUACUUCUCCUCUCCUACCUCACCGGCUUUAAUUUCCUGUUAGUAUAAGGAUCCCUUCUUCUUCUCUGAUAUAUACGAGUCCACGAUCACUCCACGAUCACUCUCGGUCUCUCCUUCCCUCCAUCCCUCCCUCUAUUUUCUCUCGCACGCAUAGUCGCAACAGAGACAUGGCAAACCAUACAUCCUCCAUUGAUCCCUACGAAUUCCUCAAAAUUAGCCCCAACCCAGAUGGCUCUCUCACCCGCCUCAAUCCAUUUCCAAUUGCACUCCCAACCGAGCCCAGAAGUUCCACCACCACUGAUUCUAACACACCUGCCCCACUCGCCCUCUCCAAGGACAUCCCUCUCAACCCCACCACCAAGACCUUCCUUCGUCUCUUUCUCCCCCACCCUCCCCCUUCAAACCAAAAACUCCCUCUCAUAGUAUACUUCCAUGGCGGAGGCUUCGUUCUCUUCAGCGCCACUUCACAGCCGUUCCAUGAUUCAUGCAGCGCAAUGGCGGCGAAAAUCUCAGCUCUGGUCUUGUCGGUCGAAUACCGUCUCGCACCCGAGCACCGUCUCCCGGCGGCUUAUGACGACGCUGUGGAGGCCAUCACGUGGAUCCGGAACCAGGCGGGGGACAUCAACGGCUGUGAUGCAUGGUUGAGGGAUUACGUAGAUUUUUCACGCUGCUUUUUAAUGGGAAGCAGUGCUGGGGGCAAUAUCGUGUACCAUGCCGCUUUACGUGUGCUUGAUGUUGAUCUCAACCCCGUGGAGAUCAGAGGGUUAAUUUUUAACCAGCCGUUCUUUGGUGGUGUCCAAAGGAGCGGAUCCGAGAUGAGACUGAUUAACGAUCGGAUUCUACCGUUGGCUGCAAAUGACUUAAUGUGGGCCCUGGCAUUACCAAAGGAUGCUGAUCGUGAUCACGAGUAUAGUAAUCCAACGGUGGGUGGUUCCCAUGAAGGGAAGAUCAGACGGCUACCGAGGAGUUUAGUAAGGGGGUACGGUGGGGACCCAUUGCUAGACAGGCAGCAGGAGUUCAUGAAGAUGUUGGAGAAAAGUGGGGUGGACGUGGUGGCCAAGUUUCAUGAUGACGGUUUCCAUGGUGUGGAGCUCUUCGACCCCAGAAAGGCCCACGUUUUGUACGCGGAUAUCAAGGAUUUUAUCGCGAGCAGUGCAUGAUUGUGUGUGAAGAGUAAUGGCAUUGCAUCUGAUUAUAUCUACAAUGUGAGACUCUGUUUUAUUUAUAUCUAUGAACUCUGAUCCCCUUUUUUA
Messenger RNA from Carya illinoinensis, 1272 nucleotides. Its product is annotated as probable carboxylesterase 8. The transcript has a single exon. The record is from RefSeq and is a predicted model, not a curated record. Gene Ontology annotation, molecular function: hydrolase activity. Bases 187 to 1179 code for a protein of 330 amino acids. NCBI's taxonomy places the organism in Eukaryota, Viridiplantae, Streptophyta, Magnoliopsida, Fagales, Juglandaceae.